AAUAUUAGCCAGCUAGCGGGCUAACCUGCUUUUGAAACGCGUUCUGUUGCCAUGGCAAUUAUACAGGGAAAGUCGUGCACUGACUCGCGACGCAAGGGAAUCAAGUGCGCCAUUAUUUUGGUUUAGCCUGGAUUUCAACACGACAAAAAGGUAUUACGUGCCAGAACCCAGACGACAGCUCGCUGUGGGGAGGAUGAUAGCCUUCCACUGGACAGAUAAAGCUAAGUGGUGUGGACAGGAGAAGUUUCUGUCUUAGAGGGUUGUGAUCUGGCUGCCCUCCUUCUGAAGAGAUCACGGGUUACUAAUGGGGACACCGGCGGAGCACUCAGUGAGUGAAACAUGCAGACGUGAGCCUGAUCCCGGGGUGGAGGGAGAAGGCUGGGGAAGUGACUCUCAUGCAGAGCCCUGUAACACACCAGUCCCUCUGCCUGCAGCGAACAAGAAGAAAAAGAGAAAGAAGAAACUGUGGAUAAAUCUCACCAACUGCAAAUAUGAGAGUGUGCGUCGUGCUGCUAACAGAUACGGGCUACGAGAGGCUGCGGAAGGAGAAGACUGGACCCUGUUUUGGACCGACUGCUCUGUCUCACUAGACAGAGUCAUGGAUAUGAAACGUUACCAGAAAAUCAAUCAUUUUCCUGGCAUGAAUGAAAUCUGCAGGAAGGACUUGCUCGCGCGCAAUAUGAACCGUAUGCUGAAACUCUUCCCGAAGGAGUACAACAUCUUUCCUCGCACAUGGUGCCUCCCCGCAGAUUAUAGUGACUUCCAAGCCUACACAAGAGCCAAAAAGCACAAAACGUAUAUCUGCAAGCCAGACUCAGGUUGCCAAGGUCGUGGUAUCUAUCUUACCAAGUCCAAUAAAGAUAUUCGGCCAGGAGAAGACAUGAUUUGCCAGGUGUACAUAUCCAAGCCGUUCAUCAUCGAUGGGUUCAAGUUUGACCUGCGCAUUUAUGUAUUAGUGACCAGCUGCGACCCCUUCCGUAUCUUCAUGUACAACGAGGGACUAGUCCGUUUCUGCACCGCUCAAUAUACUGAGCCCACUGGCAGCAAUAUGGAGGAUGUUUGCAUGCACUUAACUAACUAUGCCAUCAACAAGCACAGUGAAAACUUUGUACGUGAUGAAGAUACAGGCAGCAAACGAAAACUCUCCAGCUUCAAGAAGCACAUGGAAGCCAUGAGCUGUGAUACUGAGAAGAUGUGGACAGACAUUGAGGAUGUCAUCAUUAAGACACUAAUAUCAGCCCACCCCAUUCUCAAACACAACUACCACACCUGCUUCCCCAAUCAUGCAUCUGGAAGUGCCUGCUUUGAGAUCUUGGGAUUUGAUGUGUUACUGGACCGUCGACUCAAACCUUGGCUUCUUGAGGUCAACCACUCCCCCAGCUUCACCACAGACUCCCGUUUGGACCGGGAGGUGAAGGACAGCCUGCUGUAUGACACUUUGGUGCUGAUUAACCUGGGGGCCUGUGACCGCAGGAAGAUCACAGAGGAGGAGAAGCGCCGGGUAAAGGAGAGACUCCAGCAGAACCGCUCUAGAGAGGCCAGGAAUGAGGAGCUUCGUCAGUCACAGGCUGCUAGUGUGGAGCAGAUGGAGAAAUAUGAAGCAAAACAUAUGGGUGGAUUCCGGCGGAUCUUCCCUCGGGAAGGAGGGGAGAAAUAUGACAAGUAUUUUCAACACAGCGGCUCUCUCUUCCAGGAGACUGCAGCCUCCAAAGCCAGGGAGGAGUGUGCCAGGCAGCAGCUCCAGGAGCUGCGUUUGAAGCAGGAGCAGAAAGAACGGGAAAAGAAAGGAUCACGUAAGCAGGAUCUUCAAGGUGAAUCUGCAGGAGAAAGAGCAAAACCAAGAAGAAUUCAGCCCCAAGAUCCAAAUUCACUGCCAGCUAUGCUAGAGCAGACCACCUUGAGGGGAGAGACACCUGUUGCUCUUGACCUAAUAGAGGAAGAGGAGGCAGAGAGAGUCAGUGAACUUCACCAGCGAGAGACUCUGCUGAUAAACAUGGGUGUGGUGAACCAAGUGCGCCAGCUUCUUCAAAGUGCCAAUCAUCUUACUGAACUGAUCAACCACUCGCGUGAACAAACCAACUUUCCCUCACACUGCAGACACGAUCACAAACUGGACUCCAUUGCAGCGAUUUCUUACAGGCAGAAGAACCUCUGCACUGUGAUGCAUCAGCAGGUGUCUACUAAAGCCAAGCCCUGCAUGCAGUAUAUACAUUCCGAGCCGCUGCAAAGCCGAAAGCCAUGGCCCUCUCUAGAACACGGUCUGCUACAGCCGGUCCAGACUGAACCGGGAGGUCUGAAACACUGUGAGGUGGAAGAUAUGGAGCAGGCUUCUGCUGCUCUAAUGAAAGCUACUAGUGCUCAGCGGAUACCUUUGACAAUAAAUGGGUCUUUUGCUUGGCGUCAUGGCAGCAUGAGUUCCUCUUUGGCCGAGUCGAGAGCUAGAGCAUCAAUGCUAGGAGUGCCUCCCCUUGUUCUAGGACGACCACAAGGUGGCACGGUGUUCCGUGACCCCAAAUCUCUCUACGUCAUUUCCACCCCUGCUCCUCUUGUCCCCAGGCCACACCUCUCCCACACCCUUCGAAAGGCCCCUCGCAGAGUCCCGCCGCAUGACCCAGGACGUGUACAAGCUCAACACAACCAAGUUAUUUAAUAAAAUUAGUAAGGAGAAUACAGACUAAGGAAGGUGUUCAGAUUUCAGUAAUAAAUCAGCAAUAGAAGCUGAAAAGGUCUGCAUAUAACUGUCUUCCGUACUGAAAAUGUGAAAUUUGCUGUUUUCAAUAAAAAGCCAUUUCUCUUUUUUUGUCAA
Messenger RNA from Cyprinus carpio (common carp), 2806 nucleotides. It is a transcript of the gene ttll6, whose product is annotated as tubulin tyrosine ligase-like family, member 6. The transcript is spliced from 16 exons. Lineage: Eukaryota; Metazoa; Chordata; Actinopteri; Cypriniformes; Cyprinidae. The record is from RefSeq and is a predicted model, not a curated record. Gene Ontology annotation, cellular component: cilium. The coding region runs from base 305 to 2650 and encodes 781 amino acids. Gene Ontology annotation, biological process: protein polyglutamylation; microtubule cytoskeleton organization. Gene Ontology annotation, molecular function: tubulin binding; tubulin-glutamic acid ligase activity.